Paramisgurnus dabryanus is the source of this 2367-nucleotide messenger RNA. RefSeq names its product flavin-containing monooxygenase 5. The record is from RefSeq and is a predicted model, not a curated record. NCBI's taxonomy places the organism in Eukaryota, Metazoa, Chordata, Actinopteri, Cypriniformes, Cobitidae. Gene Ontology annotation, molecular function: NADP binding; flavin adenine dinucleotide binding; N,N-dimethylaniline monooxygenase activity.
AUUAUUUUACCAGGGUGCGUUGAAAACUGAAUAUUUCCCCGUCCGAAGGAACGCCACAGAAACUAGGAGUUGCUCCGGUCCGGAUACAGAAAAAAUACGUUGUUUUUUAUUACUUUAUUCACCAAGUGUAUAUUAAUCAGUCACCGCACAAUUGCACAACUCCCUCUAAAGUUUAUUUACAGUAUCAAGUGUUUUGAUCUUCAAAGGGAAUAGGGCAUAUGAGGAUAACUUCGGAUUGGAAUUUGCCUUCACACAAGUUCUUUACAGUGAAACUCCAGGCAUUUUCUUCGGAUUAAUCCACCCUGAACCAGUGUCAGCCUUCUUUUGUGAGACUUGAGACACACUCUGGUUACAUAACAGGUUAAAGCAAAGAAAGCAUCUCUGAAAGCUCUGGCAUUUCUGAAUAUCAAAGACCUAAAACCAUCAUCAAGUACUGACAGUGUUGCUGAGGAGCAUGGCUAAGCGUGUUGCUGUGAUUGGAGCAGGCAAUGCUGGACUGGUCUCCAUCAAAUGUUGCUUGGAUGAAGGUCUGGAGCCGGUGUGUUUUGAAAGCAGUGAUGAUAUCGGUGGACUCUGGAGAUUUAAGGAGACACAUGAGGCAGAACGCACCAGCAUUUAUCGUUCUCUAGUAGCGAACACCUCUAAAGAGAUGAUGUGCUACAGCGAUUUUCCUAUGCCGGAUCAUUUCCCAAACUACAUGCAUAACUCGCUGGUCGUGCAGUACUUAAGACUCUAUGCUGAACACUUCGGCCUGCUCAAACAUAUUCAAUUAAAGACUACAGUAAGCAGUGUGAGACAGAGGCCGGAUUUCUCUACCUCUGGUCAGUGGGAUGUGGUGACCGUGAACAGAGAUGGACGAGAAGAGAAACACGUGUUUGAUGGUGUUCUAGUGUGUACAGGACAAUACACACAACCUAACAAACCUCUCUCUGCCUUUAAAGGUGUUGAUACAUUCCCAGGAACAAUUGUCCACAGCUGGGAUUAUAGGGAUCCUGAUCUUUACUGUGGCAAGAGAGUUGUGAUUGUUGGGAUUGGAAAUUCAGGGGUAGACAUUGCUGUGGAGCUCAGCAGAGUUUGUGAGAAGGUGUUUGUAAGUACCCGCACAGGGGCGUGGGUCAUAGGUCGCAUGUCAAAUAGAGGGCACCCUAUGGAUUUGGUGCUGGUUAAGCGACAUGUGGAUCUGAUGUUUCGCCUUCUGCCUCAACGUUUGCUGAACUGGAUUGGAGAGAGAAUGCUCAAUCAGAAACAUGACCACAAGUUUUAUGGACUACAGCCUAAACACAGAGUUCUUGACCAGCGUCCCAUUAUCAACGAUGACCUCCCAGGUCGCAUUUUGAUGGGAGCCCUGGUGAUGAAACCAAAUCUGCAAAAAAUUCAAGAUUCAACAGUUGUAUUCGAUGAUGGGACAGCUGAAGAGAAGAUCGAUGCUGUGAUCUUGUGUACAGGAUAUAAUUACGCAUUCCCCUUCCUCCCCACCUCCUUAAACUCUGGUCCUGAUGGAGAACUGACACUCUAUAAAAGAAUCUUUCCCCCAUCUCUUGAGCGUCCGACACUGGCCAUCAUGGGUCUUUUCCAGCCCAAAGGAGCGGUCAUGCCAGCAGUAGAACUGCAGGCACGCUGGGCCACCCGGGUCAUCGCAGGGUUAAACCAUCUUCCUUCAAACCAAAAAAUGCAUGACAUUAUUGAAAAGGAACGCAGAGCAAAUUUAAAAUGUUAUGCUAGUCCCAAGGAGGCUGUCCUUCAGGUGAAUUAUAUUCCUUACCUAGAUUCCAUGGCAAAGGAAGUGGGUGUUCGGCCCAACAUUUUUUGGUUACUUCUCAGUGACCCUGCUUUGGGUUUGAGGGUUCUUUUUGGUCCCUGUACACCCUACCAGUUUCGUCUACGUGGACCAGGACAUUGGAGUGGUGCUCGUCAGGCUAUCCUUACGGUAUGGGAGCGUGUGGCCAAACCCAUGAAGACACGCCCCAUUCCAAACCCAAAAUCCAGCAGUUUGUUAUAUUGGAUGGGCCUUGCAGGAGGUGCUGCAGUAAUUGUGAUCAUUAUGGUAAAACAAAAGAAGAUUCCACUUUUUCUGAAAAUCAAUUACAUAGAGACAGCCUUAUUUGGACAAAAGUAAGAGUUUAGGGUAACACUUUACAAUAAACAAUAAAGUAUUAGUAAACAUGAACAAAGAUUAAUAAAUGCUGUAGAAGUACUGUUCAUUGUUAGUUUAUGUUAGCUAAUGCAUUAACUAAUUGUUAACAAAUACAUCCUUAUUGUAAAAUUGUACAGAGUACUAAUUGAUGUACUAACGAACCAUAGAUCUGUCUGUGUAUUAGCACAUGUACUUAAAAAAAAAAAAAUGAUUAAAAUCAUCCUGGUAAACCA